CGCUGCACUUUGUGAAUGGUCCAGCAGUAUUCUGGGACCUGUCAUGUCCGCAGUCUCUGGUCAUCUCCUGUACUACGUCUGCAGUCUCUGGUCAUCUCUUCUACUACGUCCGCAGUCUCUGGUCAUCUCUUCUACUACGUCCGCAGUCUCUGGUCAUCUCCUGUACUAUGCCUGCAGUCUCUGGUAAUCUCCUGUAGUAUGUCUGCAGUCUCUGGUCAUCUUCCUCUACUACGUCUGCAGUCUCUGGUUCAUCUCCUCUACUACGUCCGCAGUCUCUGGUCAUCUCCUCUACUAUGUCCGCAGUCUCUGGUCAUCUCCUGUUCUACGUCCGCAGUCUCUGGUCAUCUCCUCUACUACGUCCGCAGUCUCUGGUCAUUUCCUCUACUACGUCCGCAGUCUCUGGUCAUCUCCUCUACUACGUCCGCAGUCUCUGGUCAUUUCCUCUACUACGUACGCAGUCUCUGGUCAUUUCCUCUACUACGUACGCAGUCUCUGGUCAUUUCCUCUACUAUAUCCGCAGUCUCUGGUCAUCUCCUCUACUAUGUCCGCAGUCCCUGGUCAUCUCCUCUACUAUGUCCGCAGUCUCUGGUCAUCUCCUGUACUAUGCCUGCAGUCUCUGGUAAUCUCCUGUAGUAUGUCUGCAGUCUCUGGUCAUCUUCUG
This is a messenger RNA of Staurois parvus, 661 nucleotides long. NCBI's taxonomy places the organism in Eukaryota, Metazoa, Chordata, Amphibia, Anura, Ranidae. The record is from the annotation of a GenBank genome assembly.